AUAUAUGGAACCAAUCAAAUAUUUAUAAAAUAUAAACCUCAUUUCUUUCUUCUUUUUUUAUUAUUAUUAUUAUUUUUUCCCUUUCUCUCUUUCUUUUUUCUCCGCUUGUCAAAAAAAAAUAUAUUUAUUUAUUUAUUGUCUCCAUCUUCAACUUCAUCAUCAUCUUUUUAUAUUUCUUCAUUUAAUAAUGUCAAUACUUGAAUCUACUACUUCUACUUUUGUUAAUAACGAUAAAAGGUUACGACGCACUUUUAGCCCUGUCAUAUUAUUUCAUGAUCAUCAGUUUAUAAAUACUGGAUCAGGUGAUCUUCAGCACGUUCAUAUAUCAUGUGGUAAUGACCCAGCUUAUCUUGAAGAACAUAAAAAGAGAAUACAUACUAUGUUACAAGCAAAUGGAAGAUAUUGGUUAGAUAUCAUUACUUGGUCUAGAGACCAUGUAUCAUUAGAUCAUUCUUCCCCUGUUCCUUCACUUAUAUCCUCUCCAAGUCCUCCUCAUUAUUUAUUACCUAAGCCAAUUCAUUAUCCAUCUCCUAAAGAAGAAGAUGAAUCAGAUAAAAAGGUAACCACAGUAACAAAUACAAAUAAACGCCGACGUGGGAAUCUGCCAAAAGCUGUGACAGCUAUCCUUCGUGAUUGGCUAUCCAAACAUAAAAAGCACCCGUAUCCAACCGAAGAGGAAAAGGCUGCAUUAGCGGCUGAAACAAAUCUAAACUUGAAUCAAAUCAGUAAUUGGUUUAUAAAUGCAAGAAGACGAAUUUUACAAUCCAUGCUUGAGCAAGAGCAAGAAGAAGAAAAUAAAAACAAAAAAAACGAAUUAGAUAUUAUUAUGCCUUAUCAUAACAAUUUAGGUAAAAAUAGAGAUAGUAGUGAGUUUUGUUUUUGUUUUGUAUUAAAAUGAACUAUUUUAUUAAAGUAGUAGUUGUAAAUGAUAAUGAGAAUCGAAGGCUUAGAAAGAGGUCAGUUACAGAAAUUCUAUCACCUACUAAAUAUCCACCACAAAAAAGAAUGACAUCACAAAGAAGAAGUUAAAAAGAUUUAAGCCAACAACUUGUAUUUAUAUUAUUUAUUUAUUAUGUAUUAUUAUUAUUAUUAUUAUUAUUAUUUUGCCUGGUGCAUUGAUAUUAUUCCUAUUUCUAUCCUACUACUUUAAU
Cokeromyces recurvatus is the source of this 1151-nucleotide messenger RNA. RefSeq lists its product as uncharacterized. Gene Ontology annotation, biological process: regulation of transcription by RNA polymerase II. Gene Ontology annotation, molecular function: RNA polymerase II cis-regulatory region sequence-specific DNA binding; DNA-binding transcription factor activity, RNA polymerase II-specific. The coding region runs from base 188 to 898 and encodes 236 amino acids. The transcript is spliced from 3 exons. The record is from RefSeq and is a predicted model, not a curated record. Lineage: Eukaryota; Fungi; Mucoromycota; Mucoromycetes; Mucorales; Mucoraceae.